This is a messenger RNA of Sphaeroforma arctica JP610, 1113 nucleotides long. RefSeq lists its product as hypothetical. Lineage: Eukaryota; Ichthyosporea; Ichthyophonida. The annotation marks the transcript as partial. The record is from RefSeq and is a predicted model, not a curated record. Gene Ontology annotation, molecular function: phosphatidylinositol binding. The transcript has a single exon.
CAGGUUAUACCGGAGCGUGUCUAUAGUCAACUGAAACUCCCGGCAAAACGCGGACUGCGUAAAUACAUAGAAAAGGAUUCUACACAGAACAAGGCAGCCGCCCUCAAUACAUAUCUCGACACCUUGCUACGCUAUCCCAUCACACGCGACCAUAUCCUGACCCGGCGGUUCUUAGAGGCGUACGAGAAGCAGGAGGAGGAUGACUUUAUCGAGCAGGCCGUUAAUCUGGGCAAGAGCCUGCCCACCUAUCAUAUGAGCAAGCUGUAUACGGAAUACCUCCAUCCCAGACCACUUGCCCGCCCCACGUCUUGCAAGGGGAUGGACAACAAGGGGUAUGGCAACACCCUGGCGGCUGCGGUGGCGGCUGCUACAAACCCCCGUAUACGCAACUUGCGGUUGGAAGCACGAGUGGAUCUGUUGGAUAAGAAGGUCAACGAGCCGACCAAGGAUAGCGAGGGCGCGGGUAGGAAGCCGGGGGGGCGUUUGUAGGUGCAAGUGUGUGUCUGGUGUUGACGUGUGAGGAGUGUGUGCGUGUACUAGCCCGGUGCGUAUGAGGCUGAGUCGUGGGUGUGCGUGCUCGUGAUGCAGGUAUUGCCCAUGCGGUAUGUCAACUGGGGCAUGCGAGUGUGGCCGCAGGUGGUUAAGUAGCAAUGCACACGUUGCGCUUGAGGCAGUACAUUUGUCGUCAUACAAGGGUGCCUCAAAGAUUUCUUGGGGUGUGUAUAUAUGAGAAAUGCAAAUCCAGCGUGUAGUGCUUUCGAUGUGCGCAUUACCCAUGUGGUCAUGUCAGGAAUAUCAGCAUGCAUGCUAGGAACAAUUGCCACAGCCCAGACCUAGUCAUACGUAUGAUGCUGAGCACCACCAGGGGAGAGACACCUACACAUAUAUGAAUCUGCUGACACGCACAUCCAUGGACAAGUGCACAGCUAUGCGCACUCACAUGGAUUAGAAGUCACAGUCCGUUCAGUUAGGGUUGUGGCAUGUAUUGUGUGUACUAAAGAUAUACGAGAAGAAAAAACACGGCUGUUCCGGGUCGACCGCAGGACCAUGGCCAAAUUAAUAUCUAUACAGUAAAACGAUAGCAAUAAAUCUAUAAAUAAACAGUAUAAACGA